GCCAAUCAGGUGAUGGUAAAGCAUCUUUCCCAUAACAAACAGCCUCUUUCAGCAAACGGUUAGGACAAAGCAUCACUGCUUGGACAUACCUUCACCUUAAACAAAUUUUUUCUUUUAAAGAUCCUGAUAAAGAGCGACAGUAACCAUUUUUCUCUUUUUCUGCCUACAAGAUCAUAAAAAGUUUUGGACUUGAAUAAAAAAAACAAUGAUUCGAGGCAUCUCUGAGAUCGCAGCGAUGUGUGUUGGACUGAUUGGGCUGAUCGGCGCCUCUGCUACGACUGGCUUGCCUAUGUGGAAGGUCACCGCUUUCAUUGGAGCAAACAUCAUUGUGAUGGAGACGCGCUGGGAGGGCUUGUGGAUGAAUUGCUACCGACAGGCAAACAUCAGGAUGCAGUGUAAGGUGUACGACUCCUUGUUGUAUCUGCCCCCUGACCUGCAGGCUGCCAGGGGUCUGAUGUGCUGUUCUGUGGCCCUGUCAGGGGUAGGGCUCUUGGUAGCUCUAGCAGGGAUGAAAUGCUUUUCCUGCUUUCAAGGUAGCAAAUGGGCUAAAACAAUUAUUCUAAUGGUUGCUGGAGCAAUGCAGUUUAUGGCCUGUAUUUGUGUUUUUAUACCCGUGUCUUGGACUGGUCAUGUCAUUAUAAGUGAUUUUUACAAUCCACUGCUGAUUGAUGCCGAGAGAAGGGAGCUGGGAGAAGCUCUUUACAUUGGUUGGGUGACGGGAGCCUUACUUUUUGCCUCAGCUUUACUGUUUAUCUGUAGACGGAUACCCUCAGAAAAAGGGUCAUUUGAUGUAUAUCCCCCACUUAAACUGCUGAAUUACAGGACAGAGGCGAACAGAUCUGCAAUGACAAGCUAUCACCCCGUCUCCAGCAUUCCAAGCAUCCAGUCGAAUGCACAUCAAAGUUCUCUUGAGAUCAACAGCUUGGUUGGGCAACAAAACUUACUUCCUCCACAAAAUGUCCCUCAAGUAAUAACAAGCAACGGAGCCCUGGUAAACCCAACUAUUGUCUACACUCCUGGUCCUCCUGAAAAUGCAUCAAUCCUCUAUGAAAGAAGCAUGGCUCAUCAAUCUUCAGUGCGGAGCUCUCGCCACCCUGGAAGCAUAUACACUCCAGGAAACUCUCCAUAUGCGACCCAAAACCCCACUCUGUAUACAACUUACACCGGCAAUACACCUUCAUCUUUCCAGUCAAGCUUUCAUCCUGUUGCACAAACUCCUGUUUUCAUAGCCUAUAAGGAAUCCAUGGUUCACCCAGAGUCUCGCAGCCUCAGCCACAAUGGAGUGUACAUAUAAAGUAAAGUUUAUAUGUAAACUUAUGUAAACUUGUAUGUAAAAGUAAAGUUCAUAAAAAAGAAAUUUUCCUGAGCUAUAAAUCACUUAAGAUCACAUCACUCUGAUAUGGGUUUAUUUCUUCAAUGUAUCAAAUCUGCUCUUGGGAACAUAAGUCUAUUGUAUUGUGCUUUUUUGCUUUUUCACAUUUUUGAUUGUUUUGGUUUAUUUUAUAUAAUGAAUUUGUAGUAAGAAUGAAAUGAAUCUAUACUUAUUACUGUAAUUAUUUUUGUCAUAACUUUAAGAGUACAGCCUGAUCAAUACUUAUUAUU
Poecilia reticulata (guppy) is the source of this 1602-nucleotide messenger RNA. Its product is annotated as claudin-8-like. Gene Ontology annotation, cellular component: membrane; bicellular tight junction. NCBI's taxonomy places the organism in Eukaryota, Metazoa, Chordata, Actinopteri, Cyprinodontiformes, Poeciliidae. Gene Ontology annotation, molecular function: structural molecule activity. The record is from RefSeq and is a predicted model, not a curated record.